Messenger RNA from Nothobranchius furzeri (turquoise killifish), 3759 nucleotides. RefSeq names its product macrophage mannose receptor 1. The record is from RefSeq and is a predicted model, not a curated record. NCBI's taxonomy places the organism in Eukaryota, Metazoa, Chordata, Actinopteri, Cyprinodontiformes, Nothobranchiidae.
UCUGGAGUAAUGUAGAUAAAAGUCCCUUUACUUUAUAAUUAUUUGGUUUAAAACUUUAUUGUAUGUGUUUAUUAUAGGGAUUGCAUGUUUCUGGUUAUAAAGUUAUAAACCAUUCUUCUUACCUGUUGUGGCCUCUGAUCAGAGAAAUACACCUCAUCCAUAGGAUUGAUGAGCUACUGGCUAGUCUGAAUGCAGCUAAUAAAAGUUUAUUUUAACCCUUUUGAAUUAGCUUCAAUGUGCAAAAUUUUAUAGCCGUUCAUGGGAAAUAUAAUUUUUCUACUUUACACCUUUGUCAAAUUUGCUAAAACUAUUUUCUAAAAGACAAAAUUUUCUGCGAUAAAGUCAUUUGUUUUGCUACUAGUGAUAUUUAUACCAAACCUUGGUGCCGCUGUUGCUAACUGCUCAUAAAGAACCACGUCUGGUGAGUAUGACGCCAAUGUAAAGGUUAGACCGUAGCUUUUUAAGACAACACAACUAAGAUCUUGGCUAACUUGAGCUAAUUGUUUACACGUUAUUCCUAAAAGUCGUAAACUCUUUUUUUUAAACGGACGCUUUUCAAGAAGUUUUCUACAGUUGGUGAGAUGAUAUUAUUUGUAACUUUUACACUGAAAAACACUUGAGUUUGUCAUUCAUUCUUGAUCCUGUGUGACGUUAGAGAAUGUGGCUUUGAGGGGAGUGGCCUACCAAUCUUCCUCACAAUGGAAGACAGCAGGAAAAGCCAGCAAUGCCAUCGACGGCGUUCAGUUCUCCACCUGCUGUGUGACUCAAAACAAACCUAAUCAGUGGGUGAACGUUGAUCUGGUGGUUCCUUACAACAUCUCUGUCAUCCAGCUUGCCUUCAAAGAAGACUGCUGUUAUGAUGUGGAGGUCCAUGUGGACAUUACAAGGUGCUCAGGUACCUCCAGCAGUUCCCAGUCUCUGAUGACCUUGGAUUGUGGUGGGAUUGUUGGUCGCACUGUGACGGUGUUCCACCCUGAUGUACCACUGACUCUGUGUGAGGUGGAGAUCUUCAGCACGUGGAAUCAUCCAGGAAACAUAUUCCAACAGAGACCCCCUACCUCUGAUUGCUGCUCCUCUGAUUCCUGCAGCUGUGACUAUGUGUUCCUCGGUAAAGAGCCGAUGACGUGGUCUCAAGCCCAAACCUACUGCAGAGAGCGGUACUCUGAUUUGGCCAUCGUUAACAAUCCCAAAGAUAUGAACAUAAUCGUAGACAACAUGGAUAAGAACAACCUUUACAGUUUUUGGAUCGGGUUGCAUGAAAACGAGUUAACCUGGAGGUGGUCAGCGCCUGAAGAGCUUUACUAUAAUGACACUAAAGCCGAGUUCUGGAACUGGGCUACUGGUGAACCCAACAACCAGAUGGACAUUCCACAUUGUGUUGGUAUAGAAGACACCGGCAGAUGGCGGGACCUGGACUGCAGCCUUCUUUACUGCUUUAUUUGUUUUGAUGGCCAAGAUGGUGCACCUCAAGCCAAAGUUCUCGUGCAGACACCAAUGAGAUGGACUGAUGCUCGACAGUACUGCAGAGAGGAACACACAGACCUGGUCGGAGUGAGAACAUCAGCUGAGAAUGAGGAACUCCAGAGCAUGGUCCCGUCAGGAAUGCUGGUCUGGAUCGGUCUUUAUGGAGACGCCUGGAAGUGGUCCGAUGGACAGGACAACCUGUUCAGAUACUGGGAGAAGGGUCAACCGAAGAACUCUGGGAAUGGAUUGAGCUGUGCCUAUGUUGGUGGAGGAGCAUGGACGACUCAGCCCUGUGACACAAAGUCUUCUUUUCUGUGCUACUACUAUAAGAAGAGGACAGUGGUGAAAAUCAGCACUGAUGCAAACUUGUGUGACCCUGUCGUCAAGCAACACAUCCAAAAACAGCUGGAAGCAAGGAUGAAAAACAAUGGCAUCAGUAACUUUAAGAUCCACUGGAAGACAUCUGGGAGACAACUUUACUCCAAGGGACAAAUAUCACAGUGUGUGAAUCCUGAAGAUGGUGAAGUCUGAAGACUCAAGAAGGACUACAAAAGACACUGAAAGAAGAGGAAAUGUUUUAUUGUCUUCAUUUUUUUAGAAACCAGGGAGCUUUUUGCAGUUCUUCUAGCUGUGCAUCUGCGAUGUAGCGUCUGUGUCUGAAUCUGUUUAAAGGGAUUUUUUCCCAUCUUUUAUUUCAUUUAAAAACAUAGUAACUUUAAAAAUAAUAAAAAGAAUAAAUACAACUUACAAUGCUUAAAUGAAAAGGAGCAGAUAGACGAAAAUCUUGUAUGUAAUCUGCCCCAUUCACAGCCUUAGAAAAAAAUAAAGACAUACUCACUAACAAGGAUUACUGAGACAGCUGCCAAGCAGCUUGCCACUAAUCAACUAACAAUCCUUGAAUGGAGUUUCAAUACCUUAGCUCGAAAUCAUUGUUGAUCGAUACAGGAAAAAGAAAAUUAAAAGAAAAAUACACUCAAGAGUAUUCCAUAUAAUUUCUUAACAUAUGGUUUUUUACAUUCUGUUUGAACAUUAUAAUUGAUUUGGCCUCUUUCAUUGCGUAUUCCAGACUGUUCCAUAUCCUGACUCCAUAUACAGAAACACAGUGCUCCAACUUUUUAGUCCUAAAUCUAGGUUUUAUAAAUAUCUCGUACUCUUUUAAAUCGUAGCAACUUUGUCUUUUUUCAAAUUUCAUUAGAAUAUUUAGUGGUAAUGAUUUUUUGUGAGCUUUAUACAUGAAUUUUAAUAUGUUAUGAUACACUAAAUCUGGAAACUGGACCAGACGAUGCUCUAUAAUUACUCUGAGUAAUGAUUCUUAUGACUCUUUUUGUAGUAACAAAAGUGAGUGUGUAUGAGUUUUAUCUUUUGUUCCCCAGAGUUCAAUACAAUAAGUCAUAUAUGGUGCAAUCAAGGAAUUACAUACUUGAAGUAAUGCUUUUUUAUUUAAAAAAUAUUUUAUUUUAUGCAGUAAACCAAUUGCUCUUGCUAUUUUUGUUUUUACACCAUUAACAUGUGGCUUCCAUGUAAUAUCUUCAUUGAUAAUGACCCCUAGAAAAGUAAUUUCCUUCACUCUUUCAAUUUUAAAAAUUUCUAUAACUAAUCACAUGUCACUAUUUGCUCCUCUUGUUCCAAAUACCAUAAACUGAGUUUUCUCAAGAUUCAGGGAUAGUUUAUUGACGUUAAACCACUGUUUCAGUUUUACUAGCUCUGACUGAGUUACUUCUCUCAUAUGUUCUAGAUUGUCACCUGCAUAAAAGAAGGUUGUAUCAUCAGCAAAUAAAAUGCAAUUCAACAAUUUAGAUACACUUGUGAUAUCAUUAAUAUAUAUGUUAAACAGUUUAGGGCCUAAAACGGACCCUUGAGGAACCCCACAUGAAAUAUUACAUGUGUCUGAUUUAACAUUGUGUCUCUGUACAUGUUGUUGCCUGUUUCUUAAAUAACUUAUAAUCCAGUCAAGUGCCACCCCCCUGAUUCCAUACUUGCUAAGUUUUCCAUACAGAAUGCUGUGAUUUAUGGUGUCAAACGCCUUCUUAAGAUCCACAAAAAUACUUCCUGUAUUAUUCUUUCUAUCAGUUUCUGUGGAGAUAAAUUCCAUUAAUUCCAUCAAUGCCAUUGAUGUUGAAUGAUUGGCUCUAAAUCCAUUCUGACUACUACUCAAAAUAUUCUGUCUGUCCAGAAAUGCAUCUAGUUUGGCAACAAAUAUUUUUUCUAAUAUCUUUGAGAACAGAGGAAGCAGGGAAACAGGUCUAUAAUUUGUAAAUAUAUGUUUGUCUCCAUUUUUAUACAGUGGAAUUACUU